Messenger RNA from Paramecium pentaurelia, 2915 nucleotides. The record is from the annotation of a GenBank genome assembly. Lineage: Eukaryota; Ciliophora; Oligohymenophorea; Peniculida; Parameciidae.
AUGAAAUUAGUAUGCCGUUUAAGACCUUAACCAAAUAAUACAUCUUCAAGUACUGUUAAUUCAAAAAAGGAUGUACGUACCAAUAUCUUUGCUGGUGCAUUAUCUAAUGAAUGUAUAUUAUACACCAUGAUAAGCACCCUAGACAAUUGUUGUAAGUUCACGUAAUGCAAUUUCACAAAAGAUAAUCUUUGAGUAUUUAAAGAAUGAUUCAGACAUUAUGAAACAAAGAUAAUCUAUUAUUGAGAAUUCUGAUCUCUUUUAAUUUGAUUAGGUAUUUGGAGAAAAGGCUAAUCAAUAAUUGGUUUAUGAUUAAGUGAUGGCAACUAAAGUUAACAAUUUGAUAACUGGUUAAUCAGGUUUAUUUCUUAUAGUUGGAGGACCUAAAAGUGGCAAGAAAUACACUCUCAAAGGUGAAGAAAGAGGUUAAGAGAAGGGUUUAGCUGUUAUGAUAGUAGAAAACAUAUUCAAUUUAAUAGAGAGUUCAAAAUAAUUAAGAGGAAAAGGAAAAUUAAACAUCUCUAUAUCUUUGGUAAAUAACAUUGAGGUUAUUGAUUUGAUUGGGUCAUCUAGAAGUUAAACUGUCAAAUUUUCAUAAGUUAAGAGUGCAAGUGAAUUCAAAAAAAUGCUUAAUUAAAGUUUAUUCUAAUAUAAAUAAUAUGUUAAAGAGCAUCCUGAUACAAAAAACAAUCAUAUUUUUGUCAAAUAUUUAAUUGAGUAGGAUAAACAAGAAGUAGCUUAAUUACAUUUAAUUCUCUUCAAUGAUUUGAGAAGAGUUACCUAAGAAGCUAAAGAUUUUCAAGCAAAAUUGAAAUAAUUACUUGUAUCUUUACAAGAUUUUUAAGAAAAAGAGUUGGAAAGCAAAUCUUUAUUGUAAUUAUAUCUUUCUUUGAGAGAAACUAAAUUCAAUAAUAUAACUGUUUUAUUUUGUGUUUCAUAAGUAUAAUAAGACCAUAUCACUGCUUACAUGACUUUAUAGUUUGCAGAAGAUUUGAGAUAAACAAUAAAGCCUUCAACAUAAAGAAUAGCUUUAUCAUAGUUGGAUAAUCAAUCAAUUAAAUCAAAAUCUUAGUUGGGAAGAGACAAUUUAAUUUAAUAAUUUGGAUCAAAGGAAUCUAUUGAUGAAAAAUUUGAUUAGCCAUCUAGAAUUGUGAAGCCAGGUGUAUCUGAUUAAAUCAUGAGAUUUGGAUCUGAUCAAAACAUAAAACCUGGAUUAGAUUAAACAGUUUUACAUUAAUCCAAAAUGAACAGUACAAUAAUGGAGAGAUAACCUAGUAGACAAGAAGCCAAUUUCUCUAAGUAAUUCUAAGAACUUAAAGAUCUUUUGAAAGAAAAGGAAGUAAUGGAGGAUUAUAAGUAAUUCUAGAUUAAUAUAUUAGAGUCUAAAGGUUUGAAAAGGAAUUAAAGAAUCUAUAUGAAGAGAAUUCACGAUUGCAGAACAAGGCUUAUUAAUAAGAAGAUUCAAUAAGAUAGAGAGAUCUUUUAAUUUAAUAAUUGGAAUAACAUAUGGAUGAUAAUAAAAAGAAGAUGGAAGCAGAACAUUAGUUAUUUACUUAAGCAAAAUAAAAAGAGAACAUUUAUGAAUAAAAUCAAGAAGAAUUGAAUGAAGCAUUAGCAUAAUUGAAUCAAUAAUUGAGAUAUGGUAAUGAGGAAUCCUAAUUAUAAAAAUAAAAAAUACGAGUUUUAGAAAAUGAUAUUGAAAAGAUUAAAGAACAAGAAUUAAAAAAUAUGAAACAUUAUGAAAAGAGAGAAGAUGAAUUUAUAAAUUUAAUCUAGUAAGAAUAAGAACGCAAUAAAUAAUUAUAUUAAGAAUUAAAUUAUUUUGCUAUAGAGAUUAAGAAUAGAGAUUAAUAAUUGUAGGCCAAUGAUGAAAAUACUAAAACAUUAAACAAAGUGAUUGAAGAAUAAUCCAAGAGAAUUGAAGAAGAGAAAUAAAAGAAUAAGGAAUUAUGUGAAACUGUAAAUAAUCACAAAUUAAAAUAAGAAGAGGCUAUUAGAGAUAUAAAUUAAAUUGAAUAGAGAUUUACUAGAUUAAAGGUUAAAUUGGAAACAGAAAACCAAUAAUUAAAAUAAGAUAAGGAAAAAUAUUUAUAAAAAUAUAAGGAGAAAUUAAAGAAAUAUAAAACUCAAUUGAAAUAAUUUGAAUAAGAGAAUGGACAGAUGAAGAUUGAAAGAGUUAAAUUAGAGACAGAAAAUGAUUAAUUAUAUGGUAUCUCAAAACAAUUAGAGACAUAAUUGGGUAGAGUGCAUAGUGAAACUACAGAAAGAAUUGGAGGUUCAUAUGAUGCAUAUGAAUAAGAAAAAAUUAGAUAACAAAAUUAUUAGUUAAAUAAUUAAUUAAAAUAAACAGAUUAUGAGGUAAUAUAAUUAUUAGAUAUUUUUAGAUUAAAUAAUUAUCACUAUAAUUAAACAAUGCAAUAUAAUAAUUGGAAUAAACUAAUAUUGAAUAUGAUCGUAUUUUAUAAGAGAAUUAGAAAUUAAAAUAAUUAUUGGAUGAUAAAUAAUCUGAGGCAAAAAAAAAUGAGUUUAUGAUUGAAAAAGUAGUUGAACUUAGUGAUAAAUAAUUAGAUGAUUUAGAAUCAAAGUUCAAUAAAUUAACUGCUUAAAUUAAUUCAUUAUAACAUGAAAAGAAAUCACUAUAAUUAGAAAAUCAGAAUUUAAAGAAUUAAUUAGAAUAAAUGGAUGGAAAUGAUAUAGUCUUAGAAAAGAGAAUAGUAAAAUUAAGAAAAGAGAAUAAGGAUUUAAGUAAUUAAGUUAAAUAGUUAAACUAAAAUAUGAAAGAAAUGAUUGUUGAGAAACAUUCUGAAAUGAGAAAUACAUCAUUACGUUAAAGUAGAUAUAGUAACAAAUUGUUAAGUCAAAAUUAAUCUUAUAGAUCUUAAAGAUUAAUAGAUCAUGAGGAUGAUGAUGUUAUUUGA